CCUUCACGCCUAAAGAUGAAGGCAAGAAGAAACAAAAAACAAGUCCCAAGCUUUCGGAAGUUGAUAAAAACUAGUAAAGUCAAACUUGAAAACAAGCUAAAAAAUAAGCAGUAUAAACAACAAAGCACUGUCAAGAAGUAUCGGAAAGAACAGAGGAAAUUAAGGCAGGCUGUAAAAGAUGCUGUGUCUAAGAAACCGGUUCCACUGGAGGACCCAAAGGGAAAACGACCAGGUAAAAGGAUUGAGAGGGAAGAGGAGGAAGAAGAGGAGGCCCUUCCCUUAGACAUGAUGGAUGAAGAUGACUUACAGUUAAUGAAAGAUUUAGGACAAAGAGCAUCUUUUCUAACAAGAGAUCUUUCUUCCAGUGAGGCAGUUCACAGCAAGAAACGAAAGCAUGAAGGCAUUAUAGAGAAAUAUGAAAAAAUACCGAGGAGUCUGCACACUGCACCAGAGAAAGAACUGAUUCACUUGCUUCCUAUCAAAGAUAAAAGUGGUAUCAUCCCACAGACCAGAGAGAAGCCAGUUAUUGACAGUAACAAAGAUGAAGAGGAUCAAGAAGAGGAGCUGGCACUUGAAGAAGAGCUCAUUCAAGAUCCCGUUCCAGAGCUGACUUUAGAAGAACAUUUAAUUGAGAGAAAGAGGAAACUGCAGGAGAAGAAAAUGCAUAUUGCAGCAUUGGCUUCUGCCAUAAUAUCAGAUCCAGAAAGUAAUAUUAAAAAAUUGAAAGAAUUGCGAUCCAUGCUAAUGGAACAGGACCCUGAUGUGGCUGUUACUGUCCGAAAACUGGUGAUAGUUUCUUUGAUGGAAUUAUUUAAGGACAUUACCCCUUCAUAUAAAAUCAGACCCCUAACAGAAGCAGAAAAAUCUACCAAGAUCCGCAAAGAAACCCAGAAAUUACGAGAAUUUGAAGAAGGCCUGGUUAGUCAGUACAAAUUUUAUUUGGAAAAUCUGGAGCAAAUGAUUAAAGACUGGAAGCAAAGGAAGCUGAAGAAAAGUAAUGUCGUCUCCUUAAAGGCAUAUAAAGGACUGGCAGAGGUGGCUGUGAAGGGCUUGUGUGAGCUCUUGGUGGCACUGCCUCAUUUCAACUUUCACAACAACAUCAUUGUGUUGAUUGUCCCUCUUAUGAAUGACAUGUCAAAAUCGGUUUCUGAUAUGUGUUGUGAGGCAGUGAAGAAGCUCUUUAAACAGGAUAAGUUAGGCCAGGCUUCCCUUGGUGUAAUAAAAGUCAUUUCUGGUUUUGUGAAAGGAAGAAAUUAUGAAGUUAGGCCAGAGAUCUUAAAAACAUUCUUGUGUCUGAGAAUCAAGGAAGUAGAAGUGAAAAAAGACACUGAGGACAUUAAUAAACCAAAAAAGUUCAUGACCUUCAAGGAAAAAAGAAAAACACUGUCAAGAAUGCAGAGAAAGUGGAAGAAAGCCGAAGAGAAACUUGAGCGAGAGCUUCGAGAGGCUGAAGCUUCAGAGAGUACUGAGAGAAAACUUAAAUUGCAUACAGAGACUCUGAAUAUUGUGUUUGUAACCUACUUCAGAAUAUUGAAGAAGGCCCAGAGGUCACCCCUCCUGCCAGCAGUUCUGGAAGGACUUGCCAAGUUUGCUCACCUUAUAAAUGUGGAGUUUUUUGAUGACUUAUUAGUAGUUCUACAUACUCUCAUUGAGUCUGGUGACCUAAGCUACAGAGAAAGUCUUCACUGUGUACAAACUGCUUUUCAUAUUCUUUCCGGCCAGGGUGAUGUUCUCAAUAUUGAUCCCAUGAAAUUUUAUACACAUCUCUACAAGACACUGUUCAAGUUACAUGCAGGUGCUACCAACAGCGGCGUUGAGAUUGUGCUCCAGUGUCUGGAUGUUAUGCUCACUAAGCGCAGAAAGCAGGUUUCUCAACAGCGAGCCCUUGCCUUCAUCAAGCGCCUGUCUACUCUGGCUCUUCACGUUCUUCCAAAUGCAAGCAUUGGUAUUUUAGCAACUCAAAGAAUAUUAAUGCAUACCUUCCCCAAAACAGAUCUGUUGCUUGACAAUGAAUCUCAGGGGAGUGGAGUCUUCCUCCCUGAACUGGAUGAACCCGAGUACUGUAAUGCUCAGAACACGGCCCUUUGGGAAUUGCACGCGCUACGGAGACAUUACCAUCCCAUAGUGAAGAGUUUUGCAGCUAACCUGAUCGCAGGCGCACCUUCUGAAGGCUCUGCAGCGCUCAAACCAGAGUUGAGCCGGAGAACUGCUACUGAGCUUUUCGAGAUGUACAGCAUGGCCGCAAUGACCUUUAAUCCUCCUGUUGAAUCUGUGAACUCCAAAAAGAAGGAUAAGGUUUUACAAGGCGAUUCAUUUUUGAAUGAAGAUUUAAAUCACCUAAUCAAAAGACAUUGCACUCAAGUUGCUACUCAUUUUCCUCAAGAUUUCACCAAAUAUUUGGAAACAUCGUUACGAUAGUGAAAGAAUGAAGU
Chrysochloris asiatica (Cape golden mole) is the source of this 2432-nucleotide messenger RNA. It is a transcript of the gene NOC3L, whose product is annotated as nucleolar complex associated 3 homolog (S. cerevisiae). The transcript is spliced from 21 exons. NCBI's taxonomy places the organism in Eukaryota, Metazoa, Chordata, Mammalia, Afrosoricida, Chrysochloridae. Gene Ontology annotation, molecular function: chromatin binding. Gene Ontology annotation, biological process: DNA replication initiation. The record is from RefSeq and is a predicted model, not a curated record. Gene Ontology annotation, cellular component: nucleolus. Bases 16 to 2418 code for a protein of 800 amino acids.